Dendrobium catenatum is the source of this 2591-nucleotide messenger RNA. Its product is annotated as delta-1-pyrroline-5-carboxylate dehydrogenase 12A1, mitochondrial. Lineage: Eukaryota; Viridiplantae; Streptophyta; Magnoliopsida; Asparagales; Orchidaceae. The record is from RefSeq and is a predicted model, not a curated record. Gene Ontology annotation, molecular function: aldehyde dehydrogenase (NAD+) activity; L-glutamate gamma-semialdehyde dehydrogenase (NAD+) activity. The transcript is spliced from 17 exons. Gene Ontology annotation, cellular component: mitochondrion. Bases 615 to 2078 code for a protein of 487 amino acids.
AAAUCAUAUAAUAUCAUGUUCGCCGUCCUCCAAUGAACUCUCCAGUCUCCACCAGCCGUCUCCCGGUGAUCGAAGCAGCCCCUCGCUUUUAUCUGUUGAAAUUAGCAGCUUCACCUUUUUGGUGUUCUUUAUAGGCUGAUCCAAAGGUCGAGAUCGUCCAUUAAUCUCCCAAAUUAACUUCGCAGCGAGCUUUUCCAUCUUCUACAGCUCUGCUAUUUCUAACCCGCAGUAGAACUAUUCCAUCUCUAAAACUUCUAAGCCUACAGUAGAAGCUGUGCGAUCCCAAUUCCGACGAUCAACAUCAUGUUUCGUUUCAAGCCUUGCAGUGUAUUCCGAACUGUAGCGAAUAGAGCGGCGAGUGGUUUCCUCUUUACUUCACUCACUUCCAGCUUUGUUUCGAAUGUUGCCUCAAUAAGAAAAGAAAAUCAAGAAAUUGCAUCACCAACUGUUUGCUGCAUAUUUCAUUGAGACGGCCCAUCAAAUGCAUUGGCUUGAUUGAUCAGAAGGCGCAUACAUUCAUUCCCCUUUGCUACCAUAGAUGCAGAAGAAAUUUCAGGUUCUCACCCUGCUGAAGUACAUAACUUAGUGCAGGGUGGUUGGAAGACAUCUACUGAAUGGAAUACAAUUGUAGAUCCAUUGAAUGGAGAACCAUUCAUCAAAGUGGCAGAAGUGCCAGAAGAACACCAUUUGUGGAGAGCUUAUCGAAGUGUCCAAAACAUGGUUUGCACAACCCACUCAGGGCUCCAGAGAGAUAUCUAUUGUAUGGAGACAUAUCCACCAAAGCUGCUCACCUGCUUGGACAACCUGAGGUAUCAAAUUUCUUUGCAAGACUUAUUCAAAGAGUUUCUCCGAAGAGCUACAAGCAAGCUCAAGGAGAGGUGUUUGUUACCCAGAAGUUUUUAGAGAACUUCUGUGGAGACCAGGUCCGCUUCCUUGCGAGAUCAUUUGCAGUACCUGGCAAUCAUCUUGGACAGCAGAGUAAUGGCUAUCGCUGGCCUUAUGGACCUGUUGCAAUUAUCACUCCAUUCAAUUUCCCUUUGGAAAUUCCACUGCUGCAACUUAUGGGUGCCCUCUAUAUGGGAAACAAACCGGUUCUUAAAGUUGAUAGCAAGGUGUGCAUUGUGAUGGAGCAAAUGAUCCGGUUACUUCAUGAGUGUGGGCUGCCUAAGGAGGACGUGGACUUCAUCAAUACAGAUGGCAUGACUAUGAACAAAUUUUUGCUGGAGGCAAAACCACAUAUGACUCUGUUUACUGGGAGCUCACGAGUAGCAGAAAAGUUAGCUGGUGACCUGAGAGGGCGAGUAAAGUUGGAAGAUGCAGGUUUUGAUUGGAAAAUACUUGGUCCCGACGUGCAAGAGAUUGAUUAUGUCGCAUGGGUAUGCGAUCAGGAUGCCUAUGCUUGUAGCGGUCAAAAGUGCUCAGCUCAGUCAAUAUUAUUUAUGCAUGAGAACUGGGUUUCAACUUCCCUUGUUCCUCAAAUAAAAGAGCUCGCAGAGAGAAGAAAAUUGGAAGAUUUAACCAUUGGGCCUGUUCUUACAGUUACAACAGAUCGAAUGGUGGAACACAUUGAGAAGCUGCUUGAAAUACCAGGAUCAAAGCUACUUUUUGGAGGCCAGCCCUUGGAGAAUCAUUCUAUUCCAAAACUCUAUGGUGCUUUGAAACCAACUGCCCUUUUUAUUCCAAUUGAUGAGAUACUUAAAGAUAAGAAUUUUGAGCUAGUUACAACAGAACUUUUUGGCCCAUUCCAGGUUAUUACUCAAUACAAGCAAGAUCAGCUGGCACUUGUGUUGGAGGCUUGUGAAAGGAUGCUUGCACAUUUGACAGCUGCUGUAGUUUCCAACGAUCCAAUGUUCUUACAGGAAGUUCUUGGGAGGUCUGUUAAUGGGACGACAUAUGCCGGUAUCAGAGCACGAACAACCGGUGCUCCUCAGAAUCACUGGUUUGGACCGGCUGGUGAUCCUAGAGGUGCAGGAAUUGGAACACCUGAAGCAAUUAAGCUCGUCUGGUCUUGCCACAGAGAAAUCAUAUAUGACAUCGGUCCAAUACCUCACCAGUGGAAAAUUCCACUUUCAACUUAGGAUAAGGCUUCGUUUGGGGCGGCUUUCUUACCGCUUCUUAAAGCGGCUUUUUAGUACAAAAAUUAGAAUUUUUAUACUAAAAAGUUUGUUUUAAAAAGCAAUAAAAAAAUAUUCCCAAAUGAAGCCUAAAUCUAUUGGUAAGAGGAUCAAACCAAAGGGAAAUAUACAUGAAUGUUACAAAAUCCUUAAAUAUUUAUAUACCUAAUAAUUAGAUCUUUAUAUUCAUUUAUAUAACAUCCUAAUUUUUAAAUUACAUAAAAAUAUCACUAAUGUAUUAGUGAUGUCGACAUUAGGGUGCUAUGUAUGUAUAAAUAAAUAUAAAGAUUUAGAUGUUAGAUAUAUAAAUACUUAGAAAUUUUAUGGCAUGUAUGUAAAUACCCUCAAUCAAAUUGUUUGUGAGAUGAAUAACCAUUUCGGGAUUUUGUGAUUCAAUUAUCAAAUUUCUCCAUGUAGGAGUUCAAAUGCCCCUGCUAUACAUAUUCAAUUUGAUAAAUAAAUUGGUCAGUAAUAUAU